Molecule: messenger RNA, 3162 nt
Organism: Enhydra lutris kenyoni (northern sea otter)
Lineage: Eukaryota; Metazoa; Chordata; Mammalia; Carnivora; Mustelidae
Gene: BNC1
Product: basonuclin 1
Biological process (GO): regulation of transcription by RNA polymerase I
Cellular component (GO): nucleus
Source: RefSeq, a predicted model, not a curated record
UGACAUCAUUUCGUUGAACUGCUCACGGAGGAAGAUGGCAUGAGACGGAUGUCUGGUCUUGUGUCUCUCUCCAGGCCGCCUCGGAUCCAGUGCCACCUGCUGCCCCCUCGUGGCCUUUCUCCUCUCUUCUUCCCCUGUGUCCUUGUUGCCCAUCUCGCAAAUGGGGCUACUAUGUUCAGAAUCCUAGUUGUACCUCUGUGGAUUUGCAUAUGGAAGGUAAACUUAAAAAUUGAAAGAAGCCACAGGAAAAGGAGAGGACAGGAGGCGAUCAGCUGCACCCUGAACUGUAGCUGCCAGGGUUUCACACCCGGGAAGAUCCACCACCGCCGGUGUGAGCAGUGCAGACACGGAUGGGUGGCCCACGCUCUGAGCAAGCUGAGGGUGCCCCCCAUGUACCCCACGAGCCAGGUGGAGAUUGUCCAGUCCAAUGUGGUGUUCGAUAUCAGCAGCCUCAUGCUCUACGGGACCCAGGCCAUCCCUGUGCGCCUGAAAAUCCUACUGGACCGGCUCUUCAGUGUGCUGAAGCAGGACGAGGUGCUCCAGAUCCUGCACGCCUUGGACUGGACCCUCCAGGACUAUAUCCGGGGAUACGUGCUGCAGGACGCGUCGGGAAAGGUGCUGGAUCGCUGGAACAUCAUGACCGGCGAGGAAGAGCUGGCCGCCCUGCAGCAGUUCCUUCGCUUUGGGGAGACCAAGGCCAUCGUGGAGCUCAUGGCCAUCCAGGAGAAGGAGGAGCAGUCCAUUGUCAUGCCACCAGCCGCGGCAAACGUGGACAUCAGGGCGUUCAUCGAGAGCUGCAGCCACAGGAGCACCGGCCUCCCCGCCCCCGCGGACAGGGGGACCCCCAGCAGCCUGCACCCCUUUGAGAACCUCGUAAACAACAUGACCUUCAUGCUGCCCUUCCAGUUCUUCAACCCUGUGCCCCCCACGCUGAUAGGGUCACUGCCCGAGCAGUACGUGCUGGAGCCGGGUCAGGACCAGAGUCAGGAGCCCAAGCAGGAGACGCACGGACCCUUCCCCGGCGGUGGCGGCGGUGGCUUCUUGACCUCUGCUCCUGCGUCAUUUCAGGUCGAUAAAGAGCCGUGUCUCAACUGCCCGGACACCGUUCCCAAAAAGGAAGAUGGCGCCCAUUUAAGCGACUUGGGUUCUUACCACCUUGUCCCGAAGCUUGAAAGGACCCAGUUGUCCCCCGAGGCCAAAGGGAAGCCCGAGAGGCACAGCCUGGGCUCGAAGAAGGGCCGCGUGUUCUGCACGGCGUGCGAGAAGACCUUCUACGACAAAGGCACGCUCAAGAUCCACUACAACGCCGUCCACCUGAAGAUCAAGCACAAGUGCACCAUCGAGGGCUGCAACAUGGUCUUCAGCUCCCUGCGGAGCCGGAACCGCCACAGCGCGAACCCCAACCCCCGACUGCACAUGCCCAUGAACAGGAACAACAGGGACCGGGACCUGAGAACCAGCCUGCACCUGGCCGCCUCGGACAGCUACGAGCACCCGGGCUUCCCCGCAACGUCUCCGGACUGCAGGCCCCCGCCUGGCUACGUGGCGUCCGGGGAGGACCCCAGGGGCCAGCCGGCCUUCCCGAGCCUGGGGCCGGAUGGGGUGCUCUUCCCCAACCUGAAGACGGUCCAGCCGGUCCUGCCUUUCUACCGCAGCCCGGCCACCCCGGCCGAGCUGGCCAACACCCCCGGCAUGCUGCCCUCCCUCCCGCUCCUGUCCUCUUCCAUCCCGGAGCCGCUGGCGCCGCACGACGGCCCGCUGGACGCCCUUCCCAAGAAGAAAUCCCGCAAGUCCAGCAUGCCCAUCAAAAUAGAGAAGGAGGCCGUGGGGGCGGCUAACGACAAGCGGCUCGCUCUCAGCUCCGAUGAAGAUGUGCCCCUGCGGGUGGCCAGCGAGGAGGAGCCCGAGGCCGGCAGCCCCCGGGCGUCGGACAGAGCACCUGAGGAGCCGUGCGCGCUGUCUGGGGGCUUGGGGGGGCCUCUCCCGGGAGGAGAGAGGGUCUGCCCUGGGGAUUCAGGGCUGGAGUCCGGCGGGGCUAUCCGCAGGAGCCCCGAGUGGGCCACACGGCCGCCAGAGAGGGAGGUGGAACAGAAGCCAGCCCUGCCCGCCGUGCCAAGGGAGCCGCAGGACAGUGGCCAUGAACCUCACCUCGCAGCCGGGACGGAGCCCUGCGCCCCCUUCCCUGACUACAUCAGCCUGCAGCAGCGCCUGCUCGCUGGCGGGCUCCUCGGCGCCCUGUCUGGCCGAGGAGUGGCUUUUCCUUGUUUCGAAGACGCCAAGGAGCCAGAACCCGUGGGUCCGCGUGCGUCCGGGCGGCAGAAGGAAGAAGCUCGCUUCCAGUGUGACAUCUGCAAGAAGGCCUUCAAAAAUGCGUGCGGCGUGAAAAUGCACCACAAGAACAUGCAUGCCAGAGGGACGCACGUGUGCACCGUGGAGGGCUGUAAGGCCACGUUCCCCUCGCGCAGGAGCAGAGACAGACACAGUUCAAACCUAAACCUCCACCAAAAAGUGUUGACCCAGGACGCACUGGGGAGCCCUGACGACCAUCUCCGUGCAGCUUACCUUCUGAAAGACGUGGCGAAGGAGACCUUCCAGGACGUGGCUUUUGCGCAGCAAACCUCCCAGACAUCUGUCAUCUUCAAGGGAGCGAGUCGGAUGGGCGGCCUGGUUUACCCGAUCGCCCAGGUCCCCAGCGCCGGCCUGGAGAGUUACAACUCCGGGCCGCCGAGCGACGGCACCGUCUUGGAUUUGAGCACUACCUCGAGCAUGAAGUCGGAGAGCAGCAGCCAUUCCUCUUGGGACUCAGACGGGGCCAGUGAGGAAGGCACCAUGCUCAUGGAGGACAGCGAUGGGACCUGUGACGGGCCGAGCCUUGUCCCCGGGGAUGACGAGUACCCUAUCUGCGUCCUGAUGGAGAAGGCCGACCAGAGCCUCGCCAGCCUGCCUUCUGGGCUGCCCAUCACGUGUCACCUCUGCCAAAAGACAUACAGUAAUAAAGGGACCUUCAGGGCUCACUACAAGACCGUGCACCUCCGUCAGCUCCACAAAUGCAAGGUUCCGGGCUGCAACACCAUGUUCUCCUCUGUCCGCAGCCGCAACAGGCACAGCCAGAACCCCAACCUGCAUAAAAGCCUGGCCUCGUCCCCGAGUCACCUCCAGUAA